AUGCUGGAUACAAGAAUGUACGAUCAGGCUUAUUUGCUAAAAAUGUAAAGGUUUAAAAAAAAGUCCUACUGAUAUCGGCAUUAAAAAAAGUCUUACUGUUAUCGGCAUUAAAAAAGUGAUUUGUUUAUUUUAUUCCGAGGUGCUGUGCUAAUGUAAAUAAUUUGCAAUAACGUAAAAUAUAUUCAAUGUACGAGUAUCUGAGUGUAUACAUUUUACAUUACGAUAGUUUUUUUUUAUUUAGAUCUCAAUGAGUUGCUGAAGGAAGGACGAGAGGCUGAGCAAUAACAUAACUCAAUGGAUCGAUUUCCUACAUGUCUAAAUUUGAGGCAGUAAGCUGGCCCAUCCAUCUGAUCUUAGCAGAUGGAAUCACAAAGCAUAAGGUAUUUUAAAUGAACAUUGCAAACACAGUAUUUUAUACAUGUGUGUAGCAAAAUGGAUUUUGGCCAAAUCGAAGUGUGCUUUAUCUGUGAUGGAGAAGUUUGGAACUGUGAGACUGUCCUAAGUGAGGAGAAAACCUGUAGCAGUAAAACUCCUUUUCCAACAAAAAUCAGUCAACUGAUUGGUGAAGCUUUCAUGGUUGUUAUAUCAGAAAAUGACAAGUUGUGUACAAGAUGUACAGCACUUAUUAAUAAGUCAGAUAAACUGGAGAUGGAGCUAAAGAAAAUUAAGCACAUUCUUGUAAAAUUGUUGUUUAUUAAAUACAAUCUUGAUACAAUAGAAGAAGUCAAUUUCAGUUUGUCUCAAGAAUCGGAACUAAUAGAAGAAAAUGACCAUGAAAUAUUUAAUGACAUGGAAACAAGUACAAAGGGAUCAUCCAAUGAAAUCUCAAAAAGUCUUACAUCUUCCAAUGAUAAUAAUAAGAGGAUGGAUUUAAACCUUAUCCAGAAAAAAAGCAAUAGUGUUGUAAAUAUCAAAACAGAACCACUGAGUUGUAAAGAUUCUAAUGAAUACUCUGAUACAUGUGAUAAUACAAACAUUGACAUAAAACCAAAGAUGCUCAUCAAAUGCGAAGAUGAGCUAGAAAAAGACAAUAACAAUUUUAGAGUUUCUGAAAAAAUAAAGUUCAGUGACAUGCCACUUCUUUGUGAGGACAAACCCAGUGAGUCAUAUAAAUCUCAUGAAUCAUCAGUGUUUAGAGAAAUAAAGAGUGAAAAACAUUUGUUAGAAAAUAUCUUAGAUCCUAAAUUUAUAUCUUUCCAAAAGUUAAAUUUUGAAAACAAUUCUCUUAAACAAAUACCUUUGAUAAAGAAAUCUUCUGUUCGAACUAAGCCUGAAAGUGAGAAGCUAAAAAACCAUUCCAUUUAAGAAAUUAAGACAAAUUUUACCAAAAAUUACAAGUUUUAAUGAUUUGGCUACAUUAUGUACAGUAGAAAUCAACACUCAAAAUAAUCAAACAUUUGGCACUCCAGAUUCUGUAGCUU
This is a messenger RNA of Homalodisca vitripennis (glassy-winged sharpshooter), 1421 nucleotides long. RefSeq lists its product as uncharacterized. The coding region runs from base 433 to 1305 and encodes 290 amino acids. The transcript is spliced from 5 exons. Lineage: Eukaryota; Metazoa; Arthropoda; Insecta; Hemiptera; Cicadellidae. The record is from RefSeq and is a predicted model, not a curated record.